Notechis scutatus (mainland tiger snake) is the source of this 496-nucleotide messenger RNA. The record is from RefSeq and is a predicted model, not a curated record. NCBI's taxonomy places the organism in Eukaryota, Metazoa, Chordata, Lepidosauria, Squamata, Elapidae.
GGGGCCGCGGUCGCUGUCUAUGCGCGGUGGUGCUGAAGGAGGGUCGUCCGGCGGCCGGCAGGAGGGAGCAGCAGCAGGCGCCGCGCACCAUGGGCUUGGCAGUGCUGGCGGCGGCGGCGGUGCUACUGGCGGUGUCCGGAGCCGGCCUGCCUCCCUGCUCCCUGGACAGCCGGGGCAGCGACGGGCGGCUCUGCGCGGAAACCGGCCCGGCGGCUUUGGCGCUGCUGCGCGGCCGGGGCGGCUCGGAGCGGCCGCGGGAUGCGAGCUGGGCCGGGGGUCGUCGGCGGGCCAAGCGAGGCUUCACCUACCCGGGGACCCUCUGGUGCGGCGCCGGAGACAUGGCGGAGAAUUACGAGCAACUGGGAGCACACCAGGAGACGGACAGGUGUUGCCGGGAACACGACCAUUGCCAGCACCUCAUCCACCCCUUCACCUACAAGUACGGCCACCGUAACCUUCGCUGGCACACCAUCAGCCACUGCGACUGCGACAGGAG